GGGCUAUUCGGGAACAAAUUGGCUAUUCUGACAACAUCAUGGAUGAUGAAUAUCUCAACAACGAGUACAAAGAUCUGAGCUACAGUGCAGAGGAGUACUUUGAAAACAUCCUACAGAACCUGGAGUACGUGCAGAAGAAAUACCUGCGGAAACUGAGAGUCAAAGUCAACAAAGAGGAGUGGGUAACUGGAGCUGCUGUUGUCAACGCCUUCUACUCAGUCAGCAAAAACCAAAUAGUGUUCCCUGCAGGUAUCCUCCAGCCACCUUUCUUCAGCAAAGGCCAGGCCAAAUCUCUCAACUAUGGUGGCAUUGGCAUGGUAAUCGGUCACGAGAUCACACAUGGCUUUGAUGACAACGGUAUGACUUUUCCACACUGUUGCUCUCUGUUCCUCCCAGAGGCCAUUUUGGCAGAUGACAUUGGUCUUUGGAUAGAAAUACUCUACUGCAUUUCCCUUUCUAUAACUGGUACAAUGCCAUUUCAGGGGAAAUAAAGAGUUUUGAAAUGCCAUUCCUCCAGGCCGACCCAGGUCUUUUUUCACAACACUCGAAUUCAAAGGGCUUUGUGAUGCUAUGUUCAAUUUCAUCAAUUGCAAAGAUGUCAGGAUACUUUUAUACUGAUUUACUGCAAGCCACCCAGAACAGAAUGGAAGAAUGUAACUGAGGUCAGUUGCC
Messenger RNA from Monopterus albus (swamp eel), 672 nucleotides. Its product is annotated as neprilysin-like. The record is from RefSeq and is a predicted model, not a curated record. Lineage: Eukaryota; Metazoa; Chordata; Actinopteri; Synbranchiformes; Synbranchidae. Gene Ontology annotation, molecular function: metalloendopeptidase activity. Gene Ontology annotation, cellular component: plasma membrane. Bases 39 to 491 code for a protein of 150 amino acids. Gene Ontology annotation, biological process: amyloid-beta clearance; protein processing. The transcript has 4 exons.